This is a messenger RNA of Triplophysa dalaica, 981 nucleotides long. It is a transcript of the gene ciao2b, whose product is annotated as cytosolic iron-sulfur assembly component 2B. Gene Ontology annotation, biological process: iron-sulfur cluster assembly. Lineage: Eukaryota; Metazoa; Chordata; Actinopteri; Cypriniformes; Nemacheilidae. Gene Ontology annotation, cellular component: cytosolic [4Fe-4S] assembly targeting complex. Bases 163 to 642 code for a protein of 159 amino acids. The record is from RefSeq and is a predicted model, not a curated record. The transcript is spliced from 5 exons.
GGUUGUUCAGGAAAUGCAACAGUUGCUUGCUUGUUUGUGCGUUCCUUGAUAUAAUACUUUACUAAUAUCGCAGUUUGUUGCAUUUUCACUAUUGUUAUCGCUCUUACGACAGCUUAGUAGAAAAGUCCUCUUUUCAGCGGAUUGUUUGUUUGCAGCUAACUUAUGUCGGGUGGAACGGGACUAGAAAACGAAAAUCCUCUGAUAUUUCAGCGAUCAGGAGCGAGACAUGUCACAGCCAGUGAUGAAGAUGAGGAUGUUGCUGAUCCCAUCGACGACAGGGAGAUCUUUGAUCUAAUCAGAUCAAUUAAUGAUCCAGAGCACCCACUGUCCCUCGAAGAACUGAAUGUUGUGGAACAGAUGCGUGUUAUUGUGAAAGAUCAAGAGAGCUCAGUGUCUGUGGAGUUCACGCCUACCAUCCCACACUGCAGUAUGGCCACCCUUAUUGGCCUGUCCAUCAAAGUCAAGCUCCUGCGCUCCCUGCCAGACAGAUUUAAGAUUGAUGUCCACAUCACACCUGGCACACAUGCCUCCGAGGAUGCAGUUAAUAAGCAGCUUGGAGACAAAGAGAGAGUGGCAGCAGCUCUGGAGAACUCUCAGCUGCUGGAGGUGGUCAACCAGUGUCUGUCCAGUAGAAUGAUGUGAUCAGAAGAAAACCUAGAAGCAAGAUCUGUGGUCCUGUUAUCUGUGUUAUUUGUUUUUAACAGCUCAUGUUAACUAAUGUAGUUAACUACUGUUUACCAAUAGAACCUUGCAAAGUCUUUCCAUUAAUAUUGAUAUUAGCCAAGAACAGAAACCAUUAAAAGUCGGAAGCUGAAUGUGGAGUCUUAAAUAGCCAAUUGCCUCUCGUAUCUCACGUCCACAUCUUUAAGCAGUUCAAUGAGAACUAGAAUAGUCUUUCUGUUAACUUGGUAUUUUAAUAACCAGUGUGAAAGGGACAGAACAUUCUGUGAUGCUGGAGGGUAAUAAAAUGAAUUAGGAAUG